AUGGCCCGUGGCCCCGCUCAGACCAGCCCGGGACCUGGGUCCCAACUGCUGCCGCUGCUGCCUUUGCUUCUGCUGCUGCUCCGGGACGCGGGCGGCAGCCACACGGCCCCCGCGGGGUCCACCCUGCCCGGGGCCGCCGACGGCCUGGCCGGGGACAAGGACCCCCUGGGGGACACGGCCGCCGCUCUGGGCCCUGGAGCCCAGGACAUGGUCGCUGUCCACAUGCUCAGGCUUUAUGAGAAAUACAGCCGAAGGGGCGCGCGGCCUGGAGGGGGCAACACGGUCCGCAGCUUCAGGCCCCGGUUGGAAGUGGUCAACCAGCGGGCCCUGUAUCUCUUCAACCUGACCUCCAUGCAGGACUCGGAAAUGAUCCUCACGGCCACCUUCCACUUCUACGCGGAGCCGCGGUGGCCCCGCGCUCACGAGCUGCCCUGCAAGCAGCGGGCCAGGAGCGCGUCCUGCCGCCUGCUGCCCCCGGGGCCGCCCGGCCGCCAGCACCUGCUGUUCCGCAGCCUGUCACAGAACACAGCCACGCAGGGGCUGCUCCGCGCCGUCGUGGCCCUGGCGCCGCCGCCCCGGGGCCUGUGGCAGGCCAAGGACAUCUCCCCCAUCGUCAAGGCCGCCCGCCGGGACGGAGAAUUGCUUCUGUCUGCUGAGCUGGACUCUGGGGAGGAGGACCCCGGGGUGCCCAGGCCCGGCGCCCACGCGCCCUACAUCCUCGUCUCUGCCGACGACCUGGCCAUCUCGGAGCCCAACAGCGUGGCGGUGACGCUGCAGAGGUACGACCCCUUCCAGGCUGGAGACCCCGAGCCCGGCGCAGCCCCCAACAGCUCCGCAGAUCCCCGCGUCCGGCGGGCCACCCCGGCCACGGGGCCCCUCCAGGACAACGAGCUGCCAGGGCUGGACGAGAAGCCAGUACGGGGCACCCACGCGCAGCACUACCACCGGCAGGAAGUGUGGCCCAGCCCCUUCCGGACCCUGAAGCCCCGGCCGGGGCGCAAGGACCGCCGGCGCAAGGGCCAGGACGUGUUCAUGGCCUCGUCACAGGUGCUGCACUUCGAUGAGAAGACGAUGCAGAAAGCCCGGCGGAGGCAGUGGGACGAGCCGAGGGUCUGCUCCCGCCGGUACCUGAAGGUGGACUUUGCAGACAUUGGGUGGAAUGAGUGGAUCAUCUCGCCCAAGUCGUUCGACGCCUACUACUGCGCCGGCGCCUGCGAGUUCCCCAUGCCCAAGGUCGUCCGCCCGUCCAAUCACGCCACCAUCCAGAGCAUCGUCAGGGCCGUGGGCAUCGUCCCGGGCAUCCCGGAGCCCUGCUGCGUUCCAGACAAGAUGAACUCCCUUGGGGUCCUCUUCCUGGAUGAGAACCGGAAUGUGGUUCUGAAAGUGUACCCCAACAUGUCUGUGGAGACCUGUGCUUGCCGGUAA
This is a messenger RNA of Molossus molossus (Pallas's mastiff bat), 1425 nucleotides long. RefSeq names its product growth differentiation factor 10 (gene GDF10). The transcript has 3 exons. NCBI's taxonomy places the organism in Eukaryota, Metazoa, Chordata, Mammalia, Chiroptera, Molossidae. The coding region runs from base 1 to 1425 and encodes 474 amino acids. Gene Ontology annotation, biological process: SMAD protein signal transduction; BMP signaling pathway; osteoblast differentiation. The record is from RefSeq and is a predicted model, not a curated record. Gene Ontology annotation, molecular function: growth factor activity; cytokine activity. Gene Ontology annotation, cellular component: extracellular region.